Molecule: messenger RNA, 1681 nt
Organism: Melitaea cinxia (Glanville fritillary)
Lineage: Eukaryota; Metazoa; Arthropoda; Insecta; Lepidoptera; Nymphalidae
Gene: Clp
Product: cleavage and polyadenylation specificity factor subunit 4
Exons: 4
Coding region: 112-978 (288 amino acids)
Molecular function (GO): zinc ion binding; RNA binding
Source: RefSeq, a predicted model, not a curated record
UUGUAGUGAAUCUGUGUUGUAGUCUGCAGUGCUUUGCAGGAGUAUUGUUUAUUAUUUAUUAUUAAAAUAAAGUUACUUUUAUCGCUUAAACAUUUCAAAAAGAGUAUAAAAAUGGAGGUGAUUGUUGCAAAUGUUGAUCAUAUAAAAUUUGAUAUAGACUACGCAUUAGAACAGCAGUAUGGAGCGUUACCGUUACCCUUUCCCGGGAUGGACAAAUCAACAGCGGCUGUGUGUGAAUUUUUCAGUCAACCGGGUGGUUGCAGCAAUGGGCCACAAUGCCCCUAUAGGCACGUGAGAGGUGAUAGAACGGUUGUGUGUAAACAUUGGCUACGAGGGCUAUGCAAAAAGGGCGACCAGUGUGAAUUCUUGCACGAAUAUGACAUGUCCAAGAUGCCUGAAUGUUAUUUCUAUGCAAGGUUUAAUGCAUGCCACAACAAAGAGUGUCCAUUCCUUCACAUAGAUCCUGAGAGUAAAAUUAAGGACUGCCCGUGGUAUGACAGAGGUUUCUGCCGGCAUGGCCCACACUGUAGACACAGACAUGUCAGAAGAGUGUUAUGUAUGAACUACCUAGCCGGUUUCUGUCCUGAUGGUCAGAGCUGCAAGUACAUGCAUCCGAGGUUUGAACUGCCCGCUCCUCCGGAACAAACCAAAGAUCAGAAACGUUUGCCUGUCUGUCAUUAUUGCUCAGAAGUUGGUCAUAAAGCUUCAUCGUGUAACAAGAUACCACCUGAUCAAAGAGAAGUAGCUCAAAAGCAAGAAGAAGCAAGAUACAGAGCACUAGGCUAUGUCAAACCAGCUAGUGACAGCGACGACAUGCAUCGACUACAACGUAUGAUACACAAACCAUUAGAAGAGGUCACGUGUUUCAAGUGCGGUACAAAAGGACACUACGCCAAUAAGUGCCCUAAAGGUCACCUUGCAUUCUUGUCAAAUCAAAGCGGCCAGAACAAUAACAACGUGUUCAAGAAACCUAACUAGUAUAGGUAUGUGAAGCCUAAAUAAGCGGCUUCAACUGACUCUGAACUCUUGUUGUGAAAGUUAAGUGAAGUUAUAUUUGUAGUCAUCUUUGAAGCUAUGCGUCGCAAGACUUUGUUAUAUGUACAAGUUACAAGUGACUAAACCUUUUAAUAUAUGAGUAUGGAGGUAGUGACUUUUUCAUUAAGUACUAGUAAAUUUUUAAGCAAUUGAUUUGCUUGUAGUAUUAUAAAUUUGAUCAUUACAAUAAUGAAUUGUUGUAUAGCAACUAUGUCAGGAAACCCAUGUCAAACCAUACAAAUCCCUCUGCCACGUUGCAUAUGAAUUAAAUAAGUAUGCACAUAAAGGGUUUCGGCAAUGGGGUUAGCUUGUUCCAAAUGUUGCGAAACAAAGAUGACAAUGUCAUUAAAAAUAUAAAGUGUAAGAUAUAUUUGUAUGCUGAAUGUUUAAGCCAUACAAACUUUUGGCUAAUAUUGCAGUUUGUUGAUAUAAUCCUGUAUUUUCUAACAUUUGAAAGUAAGAAUUUGUCUACUUUAAAUAAAUAAAUAAAUAAAUUCAAAAGAUAAGAGGGGAUAUCGUGAGGAAUUUAUUUCUAUUUUUAACAAUAAUAAACAAAAUUGUCUGAAAACCUUAUAGAAAGACAUGUGAGUAUAAAUAUGUAAAUAAAUACUUAAAAUGUAUAUUAAAAUAAAAUAUGAAAUUCUCA